UUUGAUCCGGUCAGCAGUUGAACUCUUAAAACUGGAAGUGUAACCAGAAAUUUAAGAAAAUGGCYACAUUAAAGUCUCCAGCUCGACAGUCUAGCUUUGAAUAYCUGUCWCCAUUCAAUGCUGUUCUUAGYAGCGUUGGAGCUGACCACGAAAAAGCUUUGAAACAAGCCUUUUACAACACCGUGGCAUUAGUAUUCGUCGUUKCUGGAGGGGCAGCUGGCGUUGCAGUGUACUUUGUUUUGGACCCUUUCCUUAAACCUUUGCUUUGGGCUGGUCUUUGUGGAGCAUUUCUUCAUCCGUUCAAGAGAACUAUGACAAAAAUAUUCACYGGYUGGUUGAGGUCUAUGAGUAGAUCCAACACCCCGAUUAUUGUUGGCGCAGUUGUGGUUCCUUUUCAGCUACUGAAUACCUUGUCAGAYGUUGUUGGAGGGUUCAUAGCGAAGCAUAUWCGUGUUAUUGUGACAGUGUCAUUAUUGUCACCGUUUAUUUAUGGACUAUAUGUCUUUCGGCCAUUUUUGGAGAUUUUCUCUUUUCUUUACUCUGUUGGAGUGACACUUUAUAAUAUCAUGGAUUAUUUCAGCAAUCCUGUUGUGGUGUGGUCUCUUAUCAUUGGAUAUAUUAUUGCAUUGAUAUUUUGGUGGACGCCAUCAUCUUCUUCAGUCAUGAGAAUUCUCUCUAUUCCUGUGUGGAUGACAUUUGUAACCCAUGUAGCAUCAAUUGCUGGUGAUUUUAGGGUGCCACUGUUCCUUGCYGUUGUUGUACUAUCUAUAGUAGGACUGAUUACUGAAGUCACCAGGAUAGAUUCCCAAGACCAAGUGGAUGGAAAYGACCAAGAAAAAAGUAACAAGAGACGUAGUUUCAUAGAAGGCCUCACAGUCGCAGCAUCAGUUUUAGCAUCACCUCUUACAUAUGACUCUGAUGAAUCCACUUCCAGUACUGUUGAAGAAAUACCUAAAACAUCCCAGUAUGUAAGGUCUGAUGUUAUAGAAACUCCCAAUACAACAGCUACUGCAGGUGACACCACUAAUGCUGCAAGGGACUUAAGUAGACUACAAAAAAUGCGUAGAAUGAAUAAACCAAGAUUGAAAGUUAAGAAAAAUCCAAAGCCCAAGAGUGUAAGCCGGCCAUAUUUCAUAGCACUAAUGUGGGGUAUUUUAUUGACAAGAGUAUGGAUGCAUAUUUGGAUUCUGAAGCUUCUUCCCAUUCCUUUUGCUAUCUAUCUCAUUAAACUUGUUGUUGUUUGGUCUGGUGCUUGGUCAUAUGUACAAGAGUUGAURCAUGGUUGGUUUGAUAAACUAAAACAGUGGUCCAAUGAGAGACAAGAUGCGCUAGUACCAGCUCCAGUCAGAGGAAUGGCAAAGCUUGUCAUUAGAGGUGAUCAAAAGGUGAACUCACUAAUGGAACAGUCGAUAGAUAAACUAAUAAGUGUUUUUAUGGUGAUUGGUCUCAUUAUAGUCAGUAUUAUUGUGACAUUACUAUUAGCUGUACAGGUCCACCAUGAAAGUGUUUAUUUAGUGACAGUCACAGGGAAUCUUGUCAAUGAUGUUGUUGCAAAAAAUCCACAACUUGUUAAAUGGAUAUCAGAAAAUGCAGAAUUCAAAAAAACACUUGAUUCAGCUGUAGAAAGGGGAUAUAUGUAUGGCAGAAAAUGGAUAGCAGCUAAAGUUGGGACAUUUAUUGGUGAUAACAGUGAUAACACAACCAUGUUGCAGCAGAGUGUACUUGAAUUGACAGACAGGUUUUAUCACGCUUGGUUUGGGAAGGGCAACCACAGUAACAUUUCCAAGACAUCCAAUGAAACCCAUUCUCUAUCCAAGAAYGAGGCCAAUAUAACAGCUAAUGCCUCCUUGGCAUGGGGAAAUAUGCUCAGCUGGAUACGAAAAGAGGGCAUCAUCAUUGAUGUCACAGCMCUUUUUUCAGUGGUCAAAGAAAAUAUCGGCAUUCUGAUGUCGCUGCUGGAUUCAAUAUGGACCAUUUUAAAAGGCAAUGUUACCAUGGUGAUCAACCUAGUUACCAUGGUGCUGUCAUUGGUAUUCUUUAGUGGUACAUAUGUCCUUAAYACUGGACUGUCAAUGAUUGUCUUUAUGACUGCACUAUUCUACCUACUAAGUACAUCAGGUGAUCAAUAUCGACCUGUAGAGUGGUUUAGCCAGAUGACRGCUUCAAGUACUGCAGGAUUUGGGGAAUCUCUGUACAAAGCUAUCAGAGAUGUKUUUGGUGCUGCACUGAAGAUGGCAACAUUUUAUGGCCUGUACACCUGGUUCACACAUUCACUAUUUGGUAUUAACAUUGUAUUCAUACCCUCUGCUAUUGCAGCAAUCACAUCUGUKGUGCCCUUUGUUGGUACUUAUGUUGCUGCUAUACCAGCAGUAUUGGAACUUUGGCUGGUACAAGAUCAAGAAAUACUUGCAGUYAUAUUAGCUAUUUGUCAUAUUCUUCCUGCUUCAUUUGUGGAUACUGCUAUAUAUAGUGAAAUUUCUGGUGGUGGCCAUCCAUACCUUACUGGUCUAGCUGUAGCUGGAGGAAUAUACUGUGUUGGUCUGGAAGGKGCAAUCAUUGGUCCAAUAGUUUUGUGUUGUUUAAUUGUUGCUUGUCAAGUUUAUGGUAGCAUGAUAGCUGAAACAAGUCCUACAAGUGCUGAGCCUACUCUAAUAUCAAAUGUGGGAGURACAAGAACAAGGGCACAUACUGAUGACCAGCAUAAAAGAACUCCAUUACAAAAACCUAGUUUUUGAUUAAUAGAUAUUAUUGGAACACUAUCACUGUAUAGCCCAAAAAGAUCCUGCAGUCUCUCUCACACCAGUAUUCUACUURCCUUUGGCAAAUUUCUCAGAUGUGAGAGAGCCAGCCAGGGUCUCCUYAUAUUAAGUGUUCAGUAAAUUAAGGAAAGUCCUUGGCUGACAACAUGCUAUAUUACACAGCAUGAAGUUUAUAAGAUACUCAAAGGGCAAUGUCUAAAAAUGCUAGAUUUAAAGUCCAGUUUACAUUAAUAUUCAUGAUAACUUUCAUAUCAGUCUCACUCUUAAACAUCUUGAAAAAGAGAAUUUUGAUAAACAUUAUUGGGUGGUUUGCCAAUGUAUACUGGGCUGUAUGGUUUUACAUUUUAAAACUGAUUCAUUUUUUAGUUGUUUUUGUAUCCAUGUGAAUCAAUUUUAGCCUAGGAAAUCAUGAUAUUGAAUUAUCUAAAUCUAUUUUAAGUGCCAUAUAAUAUUCUCUGCAUAGAGCCCAUCUUUUCAAGAAAUGACUAUGAUUAUGAAUUGAUAUAAAAGAUAAAUUUUAAGAUGAAUGAAAAUUAUAUAUAAAUUCUUUUGCGAAAAGCAUUUAUUAUGAAGAGAUAAAUUGUAGUUCUAAUCGCCAUUAUUAGGACAUUGAGAUAUUGGAAAUAUUUUUAUUUCAGGUUAACUUAAUUUAUACGGUAGCUGACAGUAUGCAAGUUAGCUUACCUUAUUAGCUUACUUUUUAUAUAAAGAAAAUAGUAUCAAAGGUAUUUAUUUACUUCCUUUGGAAGGUCUCAAGAUGGCAAAGAGUGACAUAAAACAAGUCCAACAUUUAACAUUAUUGCUGUUAGUAAUGAAGCAAGUAGUUUCCAUGUUUUAUACCUGAUUCAUGUUGACACAACAAAAACAUUUUUGCUUCAAGUUUGGCAAAUUACACUCGCAUAACAUGUAAUGUAAGAAAAUAUAAAUGGAUGUGAGCAAUUACUUGUUGCAUACUGUUAGUAUCGAUCCAUAGUCUGCUCAACUACAUGUACUUGUAGUUUUGUCAUCCAACAAGUAACAUUUUAUGCAUUUUGCUGCUUUUGUUAAAAGAGAUAUUAAAAACUUACACAUACGCUGAUAGAUAUAAUAUGACAUAUUCAAUAAUAUAAGACAGCUGUAACAUAGUACUUAUAAAACGUUUUAUUAAAAUAAAGUAAAUUCUCUGUU
This is a messenger RNA of Exaiptasia diaphana, 3926 nucleotides long. RefSeq names its product transmembrane protein 245. Bases 60 to 2735 code for a protein of 891 amino acids. The transcript has 13 exons. The record is from RefSeq and is a predicted model, not a curated record. NCBI's taxonomy places the organism in Eukaryota, Metazoa, Cnidaria, Anthozoa, Actiniaria, Aiptasiidae.